Carlito syrichta (Philippine tarsier) is the source of this 466-nucleotide messenger RNA. Its product is annotated as pleckstrin homology domain-containing family B member 2-like. The transcript is spliced from 4 exons. The record is from RefSeq and is a predicted model, not a curated record. The annotation marks the transcript as partial. Gene Ontology annotation, biological process: regulation of cell differentiation. Gene Ontology annotation, cellular component: membrane. NCBI's taxonomy places the organism in Eukaryota, Metazoa, Chordata, Mammalia, Primates, Tarsiidae.
AAAGCCAACUAUCCCGUUUUUUUUCAGGCACUAUUUUGAAGCGCUGGAAGAAGAAUUGGUUUGACCUGUGGUCAGACGGUCACCUCAUCUAUUAUGACGACCAGACCCGGCAGAGUGUUGAAGAUAAGGUCCAUAUGCCAGUGGACUGCAUCAAUAUCCGCGCGGGGCAGGAAUGUCGGGAUAUUCAGCCUCCAGAUGGGAAGUCAAAAGACUGUAUGCUGCAAAUUGUUUGCCGAGAUGGGAAAACGAUCAGUCUUUGUGCAGAAAGCACAGAUGACUGUUUAGCCUGGAAAUUUACACUCCAGGAUUCCAGGACAACAGCGUUCGUGGGCUCUGCAGUCGUGACCGAGGAGACCGCCGUGGUGUCCUCCCCACCUCCGUACUCGGCCUAUGCUGCACCAACCCCUGAGGUAGGCGAAGUAGCCUCUGGGCGAGGGAAGCUUGGAGUGUCUCUGCUGCUGUCCUG